ACAGAAUGCCGAACGAAAAUGACUUUUUUGCUGUUUAUGGGACCGAGUUUGAGGAGCUGGAAGAUGAGGAAACUAUGUCAAAGAAACCAGCUGGAAUACAGGAUCAGAUUGUAACAGAUGAAAAUGGACGUCGUAGAUUCCAUGGAGCAUUCACGGGAGGGUUCUCCGCUGGUUAUUAUAAUACAGUUGGUAGCAAAGAAGGGUGGACACCUCAAGAAUUCAAAUCGUCCAGAGAGCAACGUGCUGCCCUCAUUCAGCAGAGGGCAGAGGAUCUUAUGGAUGAAGAGGAUCUCGGAGAAUUCGGCAUUGGGGCUAGACGGAUCCGUACUGCCGAGAAGUUUACGUCGGGAAAAUCGGCGGAGAAGCGUAUGGCUUGGGAGCAUGACGUAACCACCACCUCUGGAACUUCUAUAGCCCAACAUCUUGAAGAUGUCAUUAGACCUGUGAGUGACUCCAUUGGAAAGCGCAUGCUAAGAGCUAUGGGAUGGCGCGAAGGGCGAGGUGUAGGACUUAUGACAUCAAAAAUGAAAAAGCAAGUGAGCGAUUUUGACUCUGAACGAAUCAAGGCUGCUGCACCUGAAGGCUACGAAGCCGGAACUGAAGAUGUCUUGAUGACUCGGUUAAAAUCCGUUGAAGGCAUUCACGGAUUGGGUUACGAGGCCAUGAGCGCUUCUACUGUGCUUGAUGAACGGUAUGGAAGGGUAGCGUCAGCCUUUAAAGCACAUGCGAAAAGUAAAGGAAUCAAGGGACAGGCCUUUGGUGUCGGCGCAUUUGAGGAAGAUGAUGAGAAUAUUUAUUCAAAUUAUGAUUUGGAUCAAUUUGAUUUUGCAUUGGAUGCUCCGGGCACAUCAGAAGAGGAAUCGUCUGGUGUGGACAGCACAUUUGUAUUGGCCGGCAAGCGCUUGAAUCCACGAAAAUUCUAUGCACCACCAAAAUUACCUUCUAACUUUCGGCCAGCUCAUCGCCCAAUAGCUCCAGCAGCCGUUAAACUACCAACAGCUCUGCAAGAUGCAAUGAAGACGCUGACAGCAAUCCAAAGAGCAAAAUUACUUGGAGAGGACCGCGUUUCUGUGAUGGAACUCGUAAGCGAUAAAGAUCGUAAACGUCUUGAGCAACAUCGAAGCAGAUGGGACCAGCGGGAAAGGUCAGAUCAGAGAAGAGAAGAUACAAGCGGCAGCAAGGAUCGAGUUGAGUUUCCCAAUGAGCCUAUGAAGCAGUCUAGGUUCAAAGAGUAUCUCAAAUAUCUUCGAAGAGGACUUGUACUUCCACAGCCAAAGGAGUUGACUGUAUGGGAAUGGGAGUCUGAACGUAAGGAGUUUGAUAAAAGAUUAACGGCUGAAGAAAGGGGAAUGCUACCCGAGGUCCGAGCAAGGGCACAACCUCUGGCAAAAUCCAGUUUGGCAUUGCCGAUACAAGAGCUUUUACAAAAUAAGUUUGCUAAAGAAACUGGUUCUUCUGGUCAUUCAGCCAAACAUGACAGCGAUAAAAUGGCAGCGGUUAAGAUGGGUAUGUUCGGAGACAGAACGCGAACGACAUUUCAAUGGUACCCCGACAAUGUCCUCGCGAAACGAUUUAACAUUCCGAAUCCUUACCCGGGAGCUGGAAUGGUUGGAGUGCCUCAUCUUCAGAAAAGUACAAAGAAAGAGACUUUACUCAACCUUGGCUUACCUCAGACUGCCAGCGAGAUUGCUCACAGAAGAGCUCGUGAAAUAGAACACCUUGAAGAAGAGGAGGCUGAAGAGGCGAAUACGAAGGAGCUGCGCGAUGAUGAUUUGGACAGACCACCCCAGAACAUUUUUGAUGUCAUAUUUGGAGAGAGCGACAGUGAGAGUGAGAGUGAAACUGAAGAGGAGAAGAAGGAAGAAAAAGACGAUAAGAAGAAGGAAGAUGAUGCAAGAAAGGACGACAAGGAAGAAGAGAAGGAAGUCAAACAGGAGAUCAAAACAGAAGUUGUGGAGACGGUGGCAGAGGAGGCGCCGAAAAAGCCAGUCACUGUAAUGGAUAUUGUGGAUGACGAUGUAGAUUUUGGACCUGCACCUCCGCCGAGCACUAGUGAGACCAUAACUGGAUUUUCCGUUUUGAAGUACCUCAAGGAAGAGAUCGACAAAAGGAAAGACAAGAAGAAGAAAGGACAUAAGAAGCAUAAGUCUGAGGUGAGAAAUCUAAGAAAGACAAAUUUUCCAAGAAAUCCAAAAAGGAAAAGUCUGGAAAAAGUUCCCAUCGAAGUAGUCGACACCACCAUCAUCAUCAUCACCAUCAUCGAUCGCCCUCCUCUUCCUCGAGUAGUAGCUCUUCUGUAGUCGAAGUAAUUGAUUGAUUCUGAUCAGAACGGGUUUGGUCGCUUGUUAUACAUAGCUGUUGUUAUUCAUCAUUUAUUUAUGUGAUCAGUGUAAAUAAAAUGAACUUAUAUUUUUUUCGCCAGUGUGGAAAGUAUGUUUAAGUAAAUCAAAGGAGUUUGA
Molecule: messenger RNA, 2459 nt
Organism: Cylicocyclus nassatus
Lineage: Eukaryota; Metazoa; Nematoda; Chromadorea; Rhabditida; Strongylidae
Source: the annotation of a GenBank genome assembly